AUGGCCAACCAAAGCGCCCUGGAACAGUGGCUCACCUGGGCUUUCUCGCCAGCCAUCUCGGCGAUUGUGGUGACCUUGCUGGUGUCGCUAUCGCUGCCGAUUCUGAUUCAUUUGUAUUUGUACAAGAAAGCUGCGUCGAAGGAGGUGCCGAGUUUUGUACUGGUUGGGCCGAGUGGAGCAGGGAAGACGAGUUUUUUGACGUUGUUUGCGAACGGCACGAUAGCAGAGACGUACACCUCGCAAGAACCCCAAGCUGCGCUUUGCCAGCUCCCUUCCUCGACGCGAUCGAAAGAAGACCGCUACCGCUCCGAACACGAUACCUCCUCGCGCUCGCAACCGAAGUUCCACCUCGUGGAUAACCCAGGGCACGGAAAGCUACGACACCACGCGACGACAUCAAUCCUCAGCCGAACCUCCGUGCGCGGACUCAUUUUCGUCGUCGACAGCGCGGCCAUAAGCUCCGCAGCAGGACUCACAGAAGCAGCGGAGUAUCUACACGAUACCCUGCUCUGGUUACAGAAGAGACAUACACAAGGCAAGACGACCAAAGGACCGGCGAGUAUCCCCGUCCUCAUCGCGGCGAAUAAGCAGGAUGUUUUCACUUCGCUGCCUACGGGACUCGUGAAGACGAAGCUGGAAGAGGAGAUCCAUCGUGUGCGGGAGAGUAAGAGUAAGGGGUUCCUGGAUAGUGGAGUGGGGAUGGAGGAUGAUGCGGGUAAGGAUGAGGAAGGGGAUUGGUUGGGGGAGUAUGCGUCGAAGGAGUUCAAGUUCUCGCAGAUGGAGGAGCAUGGGGUGGAUGUGAGUGUUUUGGGCGGGAAUGUUCGAGGGGAUGGGGAGGAGGGCGGGAAGGUGGAGAAGUGGUGGGGGUGGAUUGGGGAGAAUUUGUGA
This is a messenger RNA of Zasmidium cellare ATCC 36951, 888 nucleotides long. RefSeq lists its product as uncharacterized. Lineage: Eukaryota; Fungi; Ascomycota; Dothideomycetes; Mycosphaerellales; Mycosphaerellaceae. Bases 1 to 888 code for a protein of 295 amino acids. The record is from RefSeq and is a predicted model, not a curated record. The transcript has 2 exons.